CCGCCCUUCUCGCGGUGGGCGUGCAGGGAAUAUUUUGUCCGUCUCAUCAUUGGCUGGCGUCCUCGAUGAUGUCAUGACAUCCUCUGCAUCUGCAACAGUACUUUCUUCCUCCUAAAAUGCGAGUCAAGUCCCUCUCUUCUGCAGGGAAACAUGGCGAGAAGUCAAGGAACCAACCAGGAGUUGUCAGAGGUGCUCAACGAUCUCUGGCACUUGGACGUCAACCGCCUGAAACCGGGAACUGAUUACAUCAUUUCUCCGCAGGGGCGGGCAGGCUACGUGGCGCAGGGCAGUAACUACGCCAGAGACAGAGCCAGGGCGCCACUCUUCACGUACGUCAAUGAAGACAAGCUGAGGAGCAUCAAGACCUAUUCUCAUUUCAUCAACCUGCUGGACAACUACGAGAUGUCGACCGGCGUGUCAGAGAAGGUGACGUCAGAGGAGUUCGAGGAGAACCACAAGUUUCUGGACGCCAUUCUGGAGACAGAAGUUAUGAAGCAUGCUCACCAGUAUCUGAUCCAGAAGAGACAGUCUCCAACAGACCUUACGCACUUCAAGAGACAGCUCUACGACAUCUGGUUCAGAUUGUACCACCGGGACAGGAGCGGAGGAGAGGAUUCUUGCGGGUUCGAGCACGUGUUUGUUGGGGAGACCAAGUAUGGCCAGGAGAUGAUGGGUCUUCACAACUGGGUGCAGUUCUACCUGCAGGAGAAGCGCGACCACAUCGACUACAAAGGCUACAAAGCAAGAGACAAAAAAAACACACCCGACGAGGACGACCACGUCCUCAACCUGCAGUUCAGCUGGAAGGGUUUGGUCAAGCCCAUCGGAGGCUCCUUCAUCGGCGUGAGCCCCGAGUUCGAGGUUGCUCUCUUCACCGUCAUCUUCCUCGCGUCCACGGAGAAGAGAAUGUCGGUGCUGGUCAAAGUGGACGAGUACACGCUAGAGCUGGUGGUCUAUCGCCACGGGCGCUCCAUCGGCACGUCCUACCCCAAACUCCUCAGCAGCAACAACCAGGAUUUGUAAACGAGCCAUAGCGUCUCAAAUCACAGUUGUUAAGUACAAGACAACCUUAUAGUGUUUUUACUCUUACUUUAAAGAAUAUAAUACAUCCAUCCAUCCGUCCAUUUUCUUCCGCUUAUCCAAGGUCGGUUCGCAGAGGCAGCAGCCUAAGCACAGAAGCCCAGACUUCCCUUUCCCCAGCCACUUUGUCCAGGGAGAUCCCGAGGCGUUCCCAGGCGGAUGUUCUCCCGACAUGUGUUUGUCAUUCUUGUUUGGUGUGUGUUCACAGUCUGGCGCAUAUUUGUAACCGUGUUAAAGUUGUUUAUACGGCUACCCUCAGUGUGAUCAAGUAUGUCUUGCAUUCACUUGUGUGUAUAUAAAAGCCUCAUGUUAUGUGA
Messenger RNA from Nerophis ophidion (straightnose pipefish), 1397 nucleotides. RefSeq names its product uridylate-specific endoribonuclease C-like. The record is from RefSeq and is a predicted model, not a curated record. The transcript has 7 exons. Bases 151 to 1023 code for a protein of 290 amino acids. Lineage: Eukaryota; Metazoa; Chordata; Actinopteri; Syngnathiformes; Syngnathidae. Gene Ontology annotation, molecular function: RNA endonuclease activity.